GUGGUGGUGUAUGUGACGGUGUCAGAGCUGCUCACCCCCUCUUCCUGAGGCUCCACAUAGAGCUCAUCUCCGAUCCUGGACAGAGAAUUGAUGGCUUUGGCCAAGACUGGACGAGUUUGAGGAACGCUGCAACGCUCCUCCCAUCUCCGUUGAUACAAAUGGCUGUUGCUGAAGAGGUGUGACUAAAACAGCAUUUGUGUACUGAAACCAUGGACGUUUCGUGAAAAGGAAAACACACGAGAGGACGAAAGGAAUCGUUUUAAGUCCAGUUAAGCUUUGCGCCAAGACAAAACAAAAAGGGACAAAUGGCUGCUGAAACUUUUGUGGAUACGGGAGGAUUGGAGUAUGAAAGCAAAACAUCCAUGAGGAAACUUAACAUUCAAGCAGAGGAAUUCCAACUGUAACAGAUGGACCUGUUACGACAUUUCGGUUGAGAAAACUCCUGACAAGAUAAUGGAAAAAGAUUGAAAUAUGAAAACAAACGGAAACCACCAUCGCAGGAGUCUUGAGGGCUGACGUAUUAGGUAUGACUGUGUGGAAUCCAUCUCUGUUGGUUGUGCGUACUCUCAUUGUUGACAUACUUUUCUGUGAAUCCUGGACUUGACACGCAGCAGUUCUGUUCCUAGAUGUCUCAGCCACAUGAUCCAAAAGACAGCCAGUCUCUGCUGCAGUCCAUGCUGCAGAGACUGAAGCUCCAACCGGGAAAAGAGGCCCAGGAAUACCGGCACCCACCUGCACUCAGCACAGCGGAAAGAGGAGGCUCCAUCAUCCGCAAAGUAAACGGCCGUCCUGUAAAUGACUUUGAGCUUGGUGCCAAUGGGAUCCCGCCGAGGGUGUUUGGGAUCUCUGCUGCGGAAAGAACCAGGGAAAUACAACCACCGGGUCGUUGCUGUGAAGUGGACAAGGGUCUUAUUUCCUCCCCCUCCCAGAAAGACGACAUCGAGGCCGACACGGGUGAGGGAAGGUUGCUGGGACAUGCCACUCAGCCCGGUAUCAUCCCGACAGGAACGCGGCAGCUGUUUCCCGCCGAGUCACUCAAGGAUGCUGUUAUCACUUCCGUUGAGAGGACUGAUGGGGCGGGGGGCAGUUCCGGCAGCACUGCGGUGACGAUGGGACAGGGGCUUGGAGAUCCGACAAAAAAUAAGGACAUGCAGAACGUUGCGACAAACAGUAGUUCAAGAAGAACACAGCCAUCGUCUGAGACUAAAAGGAAGAGAUGGCCCCAGAAGAUCAGGGAGAGAUGGAGGGACAGGCCGGGGAGUUUGAGCAACAGAGGGGGGAAAAAGGGAAUAACAUUAGACCUGAAAAAUGAGCAAGGACCUGAACUGUUCACAGCAGUAAGGGUCGCCGAGACAGCAAAUAAGGUGGAAGAACGGCCCCUUCCUUCCCUCGACAGCAGUGAUCCCGGUAGCCUGCCUCCUACUCGCACGGACAACGCCAGCGAAGGAUGUAUGGGAUCAGCCACCAACUUUCAGUUUGGCCUCGGCUCCUUUAGCUUACUGGAGGAGAUUGUCACGGGUCAAAAGUGGGCCAGGUUCCUAAAUCCCAACCAAUCAGCCGCCUCGGCAAAUCCGAGACCUCCAGGACUCAAAAUCCCAUCAAGUCUUAAUGAAAGCGGUCAAACACCUGUGAUUUUUAACAAGCAAGGAGGUGCGUACAACCAGUGGGACUUCAGAGGCUCCGCGGCAUCCCCAGAUUCAGGUUUCAUGCCGCCCGAUGCUUUCCAACCCGUCAGCAUGGAUGUUUCAGUAGCAAAGCCAGAUGCAGUACGGCACGUUCACAGUGACGCUGGUCAAGCAGAACCAAUGGAGCACGGACACACCCGUGGACCUCCUUCGUGUGCAGAGCCUAAAAAUUUUCUGGAAAACUCAGUGCUGAAGAAAAGAGUCCAACGCUGCAGGAAGAGGCCGUAUCACGGAGACGAGAUGCUUCCCAUGGAGGGAAUAAACAACGGUCAGGAGGCAGAAAGAGAGGGGAUGAUACCGUCACCACGCCUAACAGACAUCCACGUGAUGGAGGAGACCGGAGAGGAGCAGCGUGUCGACCAUGUGCCUUCAUACACCCUGAGCUCCGCAUGUGCUCCUCUCGCCCCUGCACCCCGGGGCGUCCUCAAACACUCCAUAUCCCGGGACUCCUCCGUGGAAAUUGUAAUGAAAAGGAGGCGAGUUGAGGAGACGCGGCGGGUUCAUUUUGCAGAAGAGGUGGUGGCCAUAGAGCCCCCGGCGCUGGACUCGUACGCUACGGACUCGGACUCGGAUCCUGAAGACGAGGAGGACUCUGUGGCACCGCAGGAGUGUGAGGAGCAGAAGGCAGCCAUAGAGGAGGUGUCAGCCCCCCCACGCCGGGCUGCUCUGCCUGCCUGGAUACAGGCUCUGAAGAGGAGGAACACGCGGAGGAAGCACAGAUAGACUGCACAGCCGGAAACUUCUUCUUACUGGACAAUUAAAAGCACCUCCGCAUCUAAUCGCUCCUCAUCCGCCGCCAAGAACAUCAGCGCUCAAAAUGUUCAUGGAUCAAGUGUUAGAUGGAUAAAGAAGGACUGUCGUCCUGUCAGCUGUUGCUGCCGCUCUCGUCUCUGUCCGUCCAUCUGGACUCUAUCGUGUAUUAUAGAAUCUCAGUGUGGAUAACACAAGUAUGACCACGCUUUAGUUGAUCAGGUUACUGGAGUAAAUAUUCUCCCACUUGAUGUUUAUGAGAGUUGCUGUGCUUCUCCUGCCUGUGCUGAGACGUGUCUCUCUGGAAAAUGAACCCCAGAAGAGCGAAGGGACUUAUAGCUGAAACGUUGCGGGCAGACUAAUGGUGGUUUCUGCUUGUCUGCUGCUCUCUGUUCAGCUCAUGAAGGGCUGGAACAUUAUUUUGAGGCCAUUUGCUUGCAGUCACCAUAGGAUUGUUUUUUUUAUUAUAUGAUGUUGUUUUUAAAUGGCGGGACUGUUGCUUAAGUGAUGCUUCCGUUUGAGUCUCCCAACACGGGAGACAAAUAUGAAAGGAAUGAUUUGAGAUGUUGCACAAUGUGUGUUUGCUUUCUUUCUGUGUCAUGUAUGUAUGUUUGUAUGAGAUUCUGUGCGUUUGACGGGGAUCAGUGCCGGCAGCUAGUCUGGUACAUAAACCCCGUGACACCAACACUAGGAGACCCGCUUCAGUCUUUGUGGUCAGCUACAGCUUCAUAAUUACUAUACGGAUUGUUAGUCGGAGAACGCUGUUGUGUGUGUUCGUCAACAUUGUUCCCUCAACCUGAAAAACUAGAGAACAUAUUAGAAGACAAAACCUUUUCCAGCCACACCAGUUACAUUAUAUACAUUAUUACUGGUGCUUGUUGUUGUUGUGAAAUAGCGUAAAAAAAACAAUUUUAAAUUUAGAUUUACCAGACGCAGCAUUCAGUACUUUACAGUAACGUGUAUCAUAUUCUGUCAUUUCCAUUAUAUUUUAUAUUGAUUUGUCUGAUUGAAUUAGUACAUUCAA
Gasterosteus aculeatus aculeatus (three-spined stickleback) is the source of this 3459-nucleotide messenger RNA. RefSeq lists its product as uncharacterized. The record is from RefSeq and is a predicted model, not a curated record. Lineage: Eukaryota; Metazoa; Chordata; Actinopteri; Perciformes; Gasterosteidae.